This is a messenger RNA of Centruroides sculpturatus (bark scorpion), 638 nucleotides long. Its product is annotated as Golgi apparatus protein 1-like. Lineage: Eukaryota; Metazoa; Arthropoda; Arachnida; Scorpiones; Buthidae. The transcript has 2 exons. Gene Ontology annotation, cellular component: Golgi membrane. Gene Ontology annotation, molecular function: fibroblast growth factor binding. Bases 23 to 337 code for a protein of 104 amino acids. The record is from RefSeq and is a predicted model, not a curated record.
GCAUUUGUUAUAUAUUGAUGUGAUGAAACAGACUGACCCAGACAUUUGUAUUUCAGAACUUUCGUGUUUGCUAGCCGUUCUGGAAGGAGAAACUCCAUCUUCUGAACUGACUCCCGAGUGCAAGUCCAUUCUGUCCAAACGAGUGGAGAUGUUCGAAUAUGCUGCUCAGGUGGCGCCGGCCGAGACCAUCGAAGAGUUGGUGCGCCAGGUGGCCAGUUCUCCGGCCAGGAACUACUUCGCCGUGGUGGCCAUGGGUCUGCUGGGAAUCAUCUUCGUCGGAGGUCUGUUCUGCGGUCGAGUCACCAAGAGAGUGCCCUUCGGAGUCAAGAACAAGUAGAGGCUACAUCUCCUAUUUAUUGCGCAAUCUCCGAGAUUCUCCGCCUUUCAGUGGUGGAGAACGUCACCCUUUAUUUUUUAUAAACCGAAGAGAGUGCCGCUCCGCUCUCUUCGCUCUCUCUCUGUAUCUGGCUCCCGCUCCUGCUCCUGCUCCUCCUCUUCGGCUCGGUCCCGGCCGCCCGGUGGUCGGGACCCAGGCGAGAGGCUGUCGUCUGGGGAGGGCGGAGGCAGCGGACGCGAACCGGGAAGCUCCGGCGACUUCCCGCUCCGAGCUUUUCCGUUAUAAAAUAAAAAAAAUGUCG